Prorocentrum cordatum is the source of this 507-nucleotide messenger RNA. Lineage: Eukaryota; Dinophyceae; Prorocentrales; Prorocentraceae. The record is from the annotation of a GenBank genome assembly.
GGCCUCGAGAUGCAAUCGCCGUCGGAGGCGAGGCACCGACGAGCAGAACUCGCCCUGGCCACUGUCUGCACGGCAUUCCAGCGAUGCCGCGCGACCGUGGCCAUCAACCCCGACGCCAAGAAGGUCGUGGCAGACAUGGUCGGGCGCGAUGGGGCGUGGCUGACUGCGAAGACGUUGUCAGAGCAUGCGCGUCGAAUUGGUGUUCCAGACGGGACCCUUGCAUGCAAAGCCGAGCUCACUGCAGCCGCGGCGUGGAUCGCGUACGUAUACAGCAUGAGAGAUCAGAUCCGCAAGAUCGCGGACGAUACCAUUCGAGCCGAUGGAAUAUUGCACACACUGUACACGUUCAUUCGCUUCGAUGAGACACCCUUGAGGCUCACAGUUGUUGACAAGAAUGUGUUUUUCGGCCUCCCGCAAGAUGUGAUCGAUGAGGUUGCGGGUUUCUUCUCCGAGAGGCACGAGGCUCGCGACGCUGGAGUCGCGAAGCUUCUUCAAAUCGAGGUAGAG